UGAGGCUGUGUUUACAAACGGAUUGUACUUCCGGUCAGUGAGAAGAGUUCGGCAGAAGUCCCAUUCCUCCUUUUGUUUGCAUGUUUUUGUCGUAUUUUUCGGAAAAUGUGUCUGAUACUGACAAACCAAUUACUCGAGAACCGAAAAAAAAGUUGUGACUCGUGUCAUUUUUGUUUUUUAGUUGCGUUAAAGUCAGUUGCUAGCCUGUUAGCUUGACAUUAGCUGUGCCAACAUUGCAGGAUUUGGACAGGUGUGACAUUUAUUUGUAAACGUUCAAAAUGUCGCGUUAAGUGUAUAUUUUUCCGGAGAGGCAGGAUAUAUAUCUCACUGAAUCAUUGUGUAAUUUAAAGCAACAUGCCAUUAGUCAGCUAUUAAACGUAGCUUACCUUUCUGGAGUGUGUCAUGCACCUGAGCCGCCUCCUGUUUGGACUUCUAUCGACUUGCUGCAGGACUGCACACAAGCAAUUAGCAGUCAAUGUGCAAUCAAUUUGGUUUCCUUAUCGUCACACAAGACCAGAGGCUUGUCUCUCUCUGGUCAGCUUGAACAAGAUGGCGUCUGUCAGCAUCUCCCAUGAUAGGCAGCCCUCGGCUGAUGAUAAUAAUAACAAUGAUGAAAAAAAGGAGGAAGGAAACGGUGGUUCUAAAGAUGAAACUGGACUUGAAAGAGGUUCAGAAGAGAGUCAAUGUCAGGUGAAUACAGUUUUCACUGACACUGGAGCCGCCAAUAAGACAAUCACCAAGCGUGAGUCGCGCAAGAAGAAGAGGAAGAGGGCGGGCAGCGGAGGACGAGUGGACAGCGAGGAAGACGCAGAGACAAAGAAAAAGAAGAAACCGAGCCAACGGCCUAACUACUUUGUCUCCAUCCCCAUAACCAAUUCACAGAUAAGCACAGCAGUGUCUCAGGUCCAAGAGGCGUUGCUGGAGCAAGAGCCCCGUCUGGCCAAAGCCAUGAUCCCCGUCCCCACUCUGCACAUCACACUUCUAGUCACUCAUCUGGCUGACCAAGAGCAAGUGGACUUGGCGGCGGCGGUGCUGGCCCAGGUCGAGCCGUUAUUGGCUGAGCUGCUGGCGGGGGUGGAUCUGGUGCUACCCUUCUCAGGCGUCACUCACUUCAGGAACGAGGUGGUGUUUGUCGACCUGACACCUGGACUGCACAGACACAUACUGCACAGCCUGGCAGACUUGUUGCGCGGACGUUUUGAGGAGCUGGGCCUCCUGGAAGGUGACCGUCGUGGGUUUGAACCCCACCUCACCAUUAUGAAGUUGUCCAAAGCACCAAAACUGAGGUCAAAGGGUAUAAAGCGUGUGGACCCAGCACUUUACUCUAACUACACCAGCAGGUUUUUCGGCAACCAGAAGGUGGAGCGUCUGGAUCUCUGUUCCAUGCUCAAAAGAAAGCAGGAGGACGGAUACUACCACACAGAGACGUCACUGCAACUCGGUGGGCGUCGCCGAUCAGAGCUUGAUGAGGCGGAGCUCCUGAGGAUCAGUAAGCGAUUGGUGGACGAUGCUGUCAAUCGGGCUCUGCAGCAAUACAAACAGGAAACGCUCCAGAAUGGGGGCGGUCCCAACGUGCCUGCGGAGGGAACAAUAACAAAGACAGACGACACAGACGCCCGGAAGUGACAUCAUUGGACAUCUGAAGGAGUCCGUGACCGGGCAGCUUGUUGUCCAGCAGGCUUGACGGACUGAGAACGCUUUGAACGCUCAGCUCCAAACCAGCGCGCUAACCUCCAAGGCUAGCCCGUCAUGCUAGUUUGACUCAGGUAGCAGCCAAAAAAGUGCCAAUUGCUCGUCGCUUUUUGUCUUUGCUAAUUUGCUGCUUUGCGUCAAGAGUUGUCGCUCACAUGAUUUUUUAUGUUUUUUAACUGAGAACCAGUCAACCAUUGCGCAAAAGACAUGGUGAGAUUCCUAAAGCAUAACAUGUUGCACGGCGCUACGUUCGCCUAACAUGAUUUGUCACUACACGUGUUUGACUGCCGUCCUGGAGGGAGACAAUCAUUGUCAGCACAAAAACACUAGUCAUGUUAGCGUAGAACCACAGUGGACUACGCUACGCUACAGGACGAGUGCUUCUCCUUUACUAUCAUGACUUCCUGUUAGUUAUUUUGUACGAUAUUACCACGUUAAGUCUUCGCUGACAAUGCACAAAUCUACUUUAUUCACUAUUACACCUCACUUUAUUAACCGCUGCGUAAUCGUAGCCAUGCUUGAUGUUUACUACUGUUGACGCUAGUUUAACACUUUUCAAGCGAUGACUGAAGACCUGUCGCCCCCUAGUGGCCUGGAGCCCAGCUCAUUCACACACAAGCAUGGACGUCACUGUGAAACUUAAAGGACAAUAGUUCACACGUAUAGACGUUAUGUCAAGUUGGGUGAAAGAGUUGCGCUAAAUCUGCAUUUUUAUCCUCUAACUUUGGCCUUUUUUGGGAGAAAACUAAAUGCUUCCAUUGCGUGAUUACGACAUAGGUUAUCCCUUUUGUAUGUCAUUUAGCAAGUAGAUUUUUUUUGUUGUUGUUUCUUAUUUUGGCAGAUUGAUUUUGUUUUUGUUGCCAUUUUUUGUUCAUUUAAUUUGUCAAAUUG
This is a messenger RNA of Nerophis lumbriciformis (worm pipefish), 2583 nucleotides long. Its product is annotated as A-kinase anchor protein 7-like. Gene Ontology annotation, cellular component: cytosol. Gene Ontology annotation, molecular function: protein kinase A regulatory subunit binding. NCBI's taxonomy places the organism in Eukaryota, Metazoa, Chordata, Actinopteri, Syngnathiformes, Syngnathidae. The record is from RefSeq and is a predicted model, not a curated record.